AUGCACCCUUUCUCGGUCUUCGCGUUCAGCAUCUUCGUAGCUGGUUACAUCACCGCGAGGUGGGAUCUUGUCACCAGGCUUUACGAAUUGGCAAUAUUUGCCUGGGAUCACGGUGUUGUGACCCGCGCAGCGAAAGGCUUCGUCGUCCUCUCCGUAUUCUACUUCCUACUCCUGAUCCCCAUCAACGCAAUUGUCACGCAGGAGAUAAAUUGGAGAACAGUUGCGACGGCGAGGCUCGUUUUAAGCGAAGGGAAUAAUGACAGCAUGGUUAUGAAUGAUGGUUUGCUGCGCGUGUUCUGGCCGUACGAAUUUGCCAAAUCCACUGCUCCCGGUGUAAUUGUGGGCUGGAGAAACUCCGAGUUUGACCUCUUCGUGGUCUCCGUGUUAGAACAUGUCGAGGCACGGAAUGUCGACAAUGCGCUGCGGACAGGUAUACUGUAUCGCAGCAGCCCGCAUCCAAUUUCACGGCUGUUACAUCUCUGUGGGAAAUCCGCGAUGCACGUCCUAGGCUCUACGAAUGCGGCAGAAAUCCCCACGGCGUUCACUCCGUCCCAUCUUUACGCCGUGACGAAUCAUUCGUCGAAAUUACCUCGUAUAUACUGCCCACCAGAGACGAAGCUCGCGAUCCAGGUUAUCAUGUUCCACCGUCCUCAUCCCACGCGCAUGCAGUACAUGUCUCCCUUUCCGAUGUCUCUUGUGCUAGGCGAUAAACGUGCGACCGUCGACACGGCCAGUGGUGCUUUAGGCGACGUUGAUGCAGCUGAAGAAGCGGCCAAAGUUCAAUCCGCGAAACUCGUCAAUAAGCUACGUUUGCACACCGUGGUCAAACACCUCCCUACGCCGAAGGAACAGUCUCUCCCAGUAAUUAUCAACCAAAUAAACUGUGCCUUUGAGGUGGACAGGUUGCUUCAGAAGAAUAUCGGACUGAUUGGAACUCGUCCCAAGCGAAGUUUAAGUGUUGGAGAACGAGUGGUAGAGUCAGCAACGACUGCCUGGGAUCUAUUUGUUAUGGGGCUAUCUUAUGUAUUCACAGUGUGGAUUUACCCGAUCAUCAAGCAAGGGCUUAUUACAGGGAUUAUAGUGCAUCGUGUUAUCGCCGAGGUCGUAUUAACGGUCCUAGAGUGGCGCGCUCGACCAGACGCAGCCGCUUUGAAGGACAUCUCCGCUACCGCCCAGCAAGUAGAUAUUCGCCUGCAGCAAUUUUGCUAUUGGCCAAUACAAUACUUGACCUUGCGCAAGCGGAAAAACGAUUGGGAAAGCGUUACGCAUAGCCAUCCUGAUUAUAUCAGGUUCUACAACAGCCUGUGGCUGGUCGCAAAUGAUGUGAUCAUUGGGAUUGCACUCGGCUCAUACCUCAUUGAUAACGCCGACUGGGUUGCGUCGCAGAUGAAUUCUAUUCUCAACGGGUCGACUGUGGAAGGUCUCCAGCAAACAAUCUCCUGGCUGAUGGACUGGCCGGCGGGCUUGAAGCUCAACAAUGAACUGGCGGCGUUUCUGGGGGAUUUGUUUCUAUGGGUCAUAGAGCAUUGGGCCAGCGCACUCGUCAGUUUGCGCCCAUUUCUUCGUCAUGUCGUCUACAUGAUCGGUUGUUCCGGCUUUGCCGGAGCAAGCAUGGCCCUCGCGAUGUUUUCCGAUCUCCUAUCGCUCUUCACUAUCCACAUCUACUCUUUCUACACGGCCUCUGCGCGCAUAUUUCAUUGGCAGUUGACAAUUAUAAUAUCCCUCUUCCACCUCUUCCGCGGCCGAAAAAGAAAUGUGCUACGUAACCGAAUAGAUUCAUGCGACUACGAACUCGAUCAAUUACUUCUCGGGACGAUUCUGUUCACACUGCUCUUUUUCUUACUGCCUACUAUACUUGUAUUCUAUAUUACUUUUGCUUCUGCCCGUAUGGCUAUAAUAUCGCUCAAGGCGACGCUGGAUACGUGCCUUGCUAUGUUGAAUCAUUUCCCCCUAUUUGCCCUGAUGCUACGGCUUAAGGAUCCUAGGAGAUUGCCUGGAGGUAUCAAAUUCGAGCUUCGCAAGCAAAGUACACCUAAUUCAGAUGACAUUUUCCGCUGCGCGCCAACUUCGUACAUUAAUCUCCAGUCCGUUCCUCUUUCUCUCCGUUCCAUGUUCGAGCAGUACUUCCAACUUGGCCACCGUCUCCGUAAGCAUUAUUUGUCUCCGCGUGUUAUCCUCUGCCUGGUAACCGGUCGAUUCGUGCCGCCAAUUCACCGCCGAAACAUGUAUAGUUUGCAGUAUAGCAUGCUGCCCGCUCGGCGAGUUGGCAUUAGCGAGAUAUGGUCAAGGUUGACGGAAAGGAGCCAUACGGCGCGAACGGGUGCAGGUAGAAGGAUGCCUGGAGUUGUAGGCGCGGGAGGCGGGUCAUCUCGAGUUUCCAACGGGUUUGUGAAUUUGGAGAGGAGGAGGAAUAGAGGAUAAACAGAUCUUAAGAUCUUUUUAAAUAGUUACGCCAAAAUCGGCGCCAAUGGUGUUUACAAAGAAAAAAAAAUAAAAAUAUGUUAAUCAGCAUGUAGUCGUAUUCCACUUAUCGAGAGGAUUGCAGGUCCUAUGUAUUUGUCACGGUACGCUCUGCCUUUAAACUCCGAUCUCCAAGUAAUGUUAAGGUAUAAUGUCUGGCUGGGGAAAUUUGCUGGGUUUCGAUUGACAUAAAUGUUUGCCCUUGUAUUUGAGACGCCUAAUGGUCGAUGUUGAUAUUUUUUCAUAAUCCUCCCAAAAAGAAGUGAUCGAUUUCGCCGUUGUUAUUAUGGUAGGAGUUUUGAAACCAGUAACAUUAUGAAGUUAUGCUGGGUAUCGCUGCAGAGAACCAUGGGAAUCCCCAUGAGCUCUCAACGCGCGAUUCCUAGUGAUAGAGCGGCUACGCGGCAUAGACAUCCCACCCAUUGGAACGUCUCUUGGUGAUCUUAGCGAUUGUGAUCCUUCCAGUAGACCCCGGGGGCUGCUUGCAGUAGGCGGGCUCCUAGCAAUAUCCUGGAUUGAGCGUUGAGAGCUAGACGACUGGGGGAGAGCCAAUGGCUGUAGAAGACCAUAACUUCCAAUAGUAAAGCCUCGCCGGUGCAGGGCAUCUCUUGGGAACGCGGUCGACUUCUUUGUCAGCUGUAGUGUAAUCGCCUGGCAAUAUAGCUAGGCUUCGGCGAUGUCCAGCUCCUGUAGCUUCCAGUCUUCGGAGUACUGCACUAUUAAUGUUAUUGGCGAACUUAUCCCAAUCCUUGUAGAUGUUUAAGGUAUGGCGAAGCUUUUGGGCGGCCCACAGGCUCUCCACUUUUGGCCAAAUGGCGUCGAUCCUGUCAAUGCCCCAUGUAGCAACAAGCCUAUCGUUGAUCUUCUGCAUGUCAAUGCAGCGUCGUUCAACAUCCAGGGUAACUUUUCGGGCAUCGUGGAAGUCGGCUUCGAAGUUAGCGUAUGUAACAUGUUGCCAAUCUCUGGAUUUUUCGACAUAUUGAUAGAAGUGGGCCACUAAGUCAGUAAUCACAUCAGUUACCCUCAUAAGGGCAUUCAUUAGCUCCACCUGUAGGCCAUAACGACGGUGCGGAGCUUGGCUGUCGAUAUACUCCAUAGCUGCGGCCAAGCUAUUAAAGAAGUGGCCAUCUAAAUUGACCCCACUGUCUCUGGUAAUAACCAGACCUUGGUUUUCGGGAGCUGGCGCCAAAGGAGGCAAGUUGCUUCGUCCAGCCAUGUUGUCAAAGGAUAUUGGUGAUCCACAAAGAUAUUGAGAGUAUUAUAAGAGAACACACGAAGAUAUAGCAACAAAGCUUCAAUAUUCGCUAGCUAAUUCCUUACUUCGCAUCUUUGACCCAUGCCCGCGGAGAUGCACUCUGCGAAGACUAUGUUGCCAUAGCCUUGCUGAGCUCUCUUGCAGGCGGAGCACUCCUGUCCAGGUGGUGGCUGGGCCCCAGCUCUAGUCACGAGGAUUCCCUCGCGGAGCUGAGCGCGAACAGCCAACUGGUUUGGAUUGU
Coccidioides immitis RS is the source of this 3956-nucleotide messenger RNA. Its product is annotated as N-acetylglucosaminyl transferase component Gpi1. The transcript has 7 exons. Gene Ontology annotation, biological process: GPI anchor biosynthetic process. Bases 1 to 2421 code for a protein of 806 amino acids. The record is from RefSeq and is a predicted model, not a curated record. Gene Ontology annotation, cellular component: membrane; endoplasmic reticulum. NCBI's taxonomy places the organism in Eukaryota, Fungi, Ascomycota, Eurotiomycetes, Onygenales, Onygenaceae.